AUUUGAGCAGGUUGUGAGUGCGUGCUAUACAUGUGAUAGCGGCAUCUGAAGACAGCCUAGAGAAACGAGCUUCGUUUUCUUAUCUGGAGGCUAACGCGUAACGUUACGUUGGAGGCAGGAGCAUCCUCUCCACGAGGAGGCUAAAACUUGAGGACCUAAUGAAAUCGGUGGUAGCAGUGUGCGGCAGGAGUGAUGUAGCCAGCUGCCGGACGGACUGAAUCAGAACUGCACACCAUGGACAUGUCUGACUCUUACUCCGGGACACUUAUCAAAUGAAUCUUGCGAGACGCACGAGUAGGUGUUUAACGGGGAAAACCGAGAAUUGUGAAAGCUAAAUUCACAUGCGUAGGAUACCUCUGGGACUUUUGCAUGAUUCGCCUUCUUAAUCACUUGCACUUAUGUGAGCUGUAGCCUAGUUGUCAGGGACGAAACUUAUCUGCGGUUGACGUAGGCUAUUUGGAGAAUUUUGAUCUGGCGUGAUAAUGGAGUCGUAGGCAACGGAUGCGUGUUUAUUGCAUUGCCAAGACACUUGACACAGCUUAUCAGAAAUUGCAAAGUCGAGAUGUGUUUUCUAGGAUAAUUCUAGCAAUGUUGUAUCGGGCCUAACUAAAAAUGUAUUGCCGCUUUCAAAUGGUCUGGAACGAACAUCGCCCCCCACGCACUGGUAGCCCUGUUCUGUGAAGUAAUAUUUACACAAUGAGAGAUUGUCGGAUAGGUAUUGGUUUGACUAGUUUAUAACUUAGAAAGAAGUCUUAGGCUCAUUGUAAUAUGGGCAAUCGUGGACGAACUUGUGCUAUGGAGUUUGUCUUCUUGAUUGCCGUUACCUUCUUAUGUUGGGAAUCCGUGUGGGCUGACGACAAAAUCAUCACAGACAGACACGCGGUCUUCUGGAACAGUUCUAACUCCAGGUUUUGGCAUGGAGAAUACACUGUGGCAGUCGCCAUCAACGACUACUUGGACGUCUACUGCCCGUACUACGACAGCCCUCAGCCGCACAGCCGCAUGGAGCGCUACAUCCUCUUCAUGGUGAACCACGACGGCUACGCCACCUGCGAGCACCGCAUGCGGGGCUUCAAGCGCUGGGAGUGCAACCGGCCGCAGAGCCCCGAUGGCCCCCUGCGCUUCUCGGAGAAGUUCCAGCUCUUCACGCCAUUCUCCCUGGGCUUCGAGUUCCGCCCGGGGCACGAAUACUACUACAUCUCUUCUCCCCAUCCCAACCACGCAGGGAUGCCUUGUCUAAAGCUGAAGGUUUAUGUAAAGCCAACAGAUGGCUCGAGUUACGAGUCUCCGGAGCCCUUCCUGAUUGACGGGGGCCCGAGCUGGACUGCGCAGGCCCCCUCCCGCCUCUCCCUGGUGCUGGCCUCGCUGCUGCUGCUGCUGCUGCUGCUGGCCUCCGCGUGAAGACCUCCAGCCUGUGACCACUUCUUUAGGCUCCUGUACUCGGGAGCUGCAGAUGCUCCAGCCGCCCUCGCCCUCGCCCUCGCCCUCGCCCUCGCCCACCUCUCCCUCUGCCCUCACUUCCUUCACUCUGUCCGCCCCUCCUCUCCUCUCUCCUCUCCUCCUCUUCUCCCUCCUUCUCUCCUCUCCUCUCCCUCCUCCUCUUCUCUUCUCCCUUGCCGUCUUCUUUCCUCUCCUCUCCCCACCCCUCUUCUCCUCUUUUCUCCCUCCUUCUCCUCCUCCUCUUCUCUUCUCCCUUACCAUCUUC
Messenger RNA from Engraulis encrasicolus (European anchovy), 1705 nucleotides. RefSeq names its product ephrin-A2a (gene efna2a). Gene Ontology annotation, biological process: osteoclast differentiation; axon guidance; ephrin receptor signaling pathway. The transcript has 4 exons. Gene Ontology annotation, molecular function: ephrin receptor binding. The record is from RefSeq and is a predicted model, not a curated record. Gene Ontology annotation, cellular component: plasma membrane. NCBI's taxonomy places the organism in Eukaryota, Metazoa, Chordata, Actinopteri, Clupeiformes, Engraulidae. Bases 769 to 1401 code for a protein of 210 amino acids.